AUGACAGCCAAAGACAAGCACAACACCUUCGAGGCCUCCACCGGCAUCAUGUCCAACCCAAGCACCGACAUCCCCGCCCCCUUCCUCUCCAACGACCUCCGCAUCACCUACCGCACCCUCUCGGUACAAAUCGAUCACCCUAACCCCACAACCUCAUCAGAAACCGCCGUCAAACUCCGCGACAUUGAUGUUCACACCUGGCCCGUUGCCGACGUCUUCUCCCGUUUCGCCACGCACCCUACAGGCGGUCUCGCGGCCGAGAUUGUUGAACGUCGCAGUUUGACGGGCAAGAACAAGAUCUCCCCCCCGCCGACGCGGUAUGCGCGGCAAGCUGCUGGAUAUGUGUUUGGUGGAUUCAAUUUCUUAAUGUGGAUUGCGUUCGUGGUGAUUUUGUUGUCGUGGCGGCCGUUGGGGAAUGAGAGUGCUGCUGGGCCGCAGGUCUUCAACCUGGGCGUUGCUGUGUUGCUGUUUGCAGUGAUCGUCGUCUCUUCCAUCUUCUACGCCUGGGUCGACUACAACGCCUCCCGCAUCAUGCGCUCCAUUCGUUCCCUCAUCGCGCAAGAAGCGUACGUGAUCCGGUCCUCCCUCACGCAGCUCGUCUCCUCCGAAUCUAUUGUCGUCGGCGACCUCGUUACGCUGAGCGCCGGUCAACGUGUGCCAGCCGAUAUACGCAUCGUGGAAGCGUCGUCGGAUUUGAGCUUUGAUCGGAUGCUGUUGACGGGCGAGGGGGAGAGCGUGGAGGGGUGUGUAGACAUGACGGAUGCGAAUGUGCUUGAGACGAGGAAUUUGGCGUUCGCGAGCACUUUUGUGGUGCAGGGGAGUGCUAAGGGGGUGGUUUUCGCGAUUGGCGACAAGACAGUAAUGGGCCGCAUCGUGCACCUCUCCGGGCAGCACAAACCCGGCAUGACGACCAUGCAGCGUGAGAUCUGGUACUUCACGCGUAUCAUUUCUACACUGGCAUUUUCCCUGUUUGCCUUGUCGAUGAUCUUUUGGGCCGCGUAUACGCGCCAGGUCCAUCCCGGGUUUGCCGGGCCUGCAGAUGCGAUUAUCAACUCGAUUGGCUGUUUGACUGCUUUUGUGCCGCAAGGUCUGCCAGUCUGUGUCGCCCUGUCGCUGACUAUCAUCGCCAAACGCAUGGCCGCACACCACGUCCUCGUCAAAAACCUAUCUACAAUCGAGACCCUCGGGUGCAUGUCCAUCCUCUGCUCCGACAAAACCGGAACGCUAACACAGGGCCGAAUGACCGUCGAAGCUUGUGCCGUUGCCGAUGUCGUUGUAGAUGCUGAUGAUGCACAGAAGUCGAAACACGCUGCUAUGUCUUCGCUGUAUGCUGUUGCUACCUUAGGAAACGGCGCCACGUUUGACCAGACCACCAUGGAGUUGCCCAUUGAUGAGCGCACGGUCAAGGGCGACGCCACCGACGCAGCCAUUCUCCGCUUUGCCACUGCCCAUCCAGAUGCCGGCAGUCUCGUCGCCUCACACCAAGAGCUCUUCGAAAUCCCGUUCAACUCCAAGAACAAGUGGAUGAUGACCGUCCAGCGCCACCUGGACGACCCGACCACGAACCCGACGACGAUGUACGUCAAAGGUGCCCCCGAUGUGCUGUACCCGCUGUGCAGCACCAUGCUCACCCCCGACGGUAAAGUCGUCCCUUUCGAAGGGGCCAACUAUGAUGCGGUGCUCGCCACGCAAGCCAAAUGGAGCGCGCUCGGACAGCGUGUGCUUGCCCUCUGCCUGCGUCCCGUCACCAGCCCGGAGAAAAUUGACUACACCGUUACCGCCAACGCGCAGAACAAACUCAAAGCGCAAAUGAUGAACGGUCUCACACUCGUAGGCCUGGUAGCAAUCCGCGACCCGCCCCGCCCGGACGUCCCCGCCGCUAUCACAGCCAUGCGCCGCGCCCACGUCCGCGUCUUGAUGGUCACUGGCGAUUUCCAGGUCACCGCCACAGCUAUCGGGAAGCAGAUAGGGCUCAUCACCAACGAGCAUAUCGACACACUCGCCGAGCUCCGUGCUAACGCUGAAGCGCGUGAACGAUUUGCGCAGGCCGAGAUGAGCGAGAUCAAGCCUGCAGAUAGCGACCCCGUGCGCUCGUUGGUGCUGACGGGGCAGGAAGUCGAGGGGUUGAAUUCGGAGGAGUGGAAUAUGGCGUUUGGGUUUUACACCGAAAUUGUCUUUGCACGCACCACGCCGGAUCAGAAGCUGCAGAUUGUCGAGGAGGCCAAGAAACGCGGCGAUAAUGUCGUCGGCGUCACUGGCGACGGCGUCAACGAUGCCGCGGCGCUCAAAGCGGCCGACGUCGGCGUCGCGAUGGGAUCGGGAUCGGACGUGGCGAAGGAGGCCGCGGCGAUGGUGCUCCUCAACAACGAAUUCUCGUCGAUCCUCGUCGGCAUCGAGAACGGCCGCUUGGUUUUUGACAACAUCAAGAAGGUGAUUCUGUACCUCAUGCCCGCAGGUACCUACACGGAGUUCAUCGCGGUGCUUUCCAACGUCUUCUUCGGGAUGCAGUUACCGCUCUCGUCGUUCCUGCAGCUACUCUUCUGCAUCGGCAACGACGUCGCCAUGUCCGCAUCGCUCAUGUUUGAGAAACCCGAAGCGGAUCUGAUGAACCGCAAGCCUCGUAACGCACGCACCGAUCGGCUCGCUAAUCGGAACUUCUUUGUUCAGAUUUAUCUGUUCAUCGGGCCUAUGAUGUGGCUGUCAGCAAUGGGUAUGUGGUUCCUGUGGAUGUCGACGCGCGAUAUCUACUUCAAUGACUUGGUGCUCGCCUUCGAACGCUGGGGGAAACUCAACGACGACGGCGGGUUCCACGCCGCAUUGGUCUACGAUGUGAAUGUCGGCAACUGCAUCUACUACGUGACCAUGCUAUUCCUGCAAUUCGGCGGGCUGAUGGCCGCGCGCAACCGGCGGAUGUCCACCUUCCACGCCAACCCCUUCUCGGGCCCGCGGCGUAACGGGGCGAUUGGCGUCAGCAUGCUCGUGUCGCUGUCCAUCGCGCUGGUGGUGCUGUACGUUCCCGCCUUCAAUAACGUGUUUGCGACGACCCCAAUUCCAGUUAUGUACUGGUUCAUACCAAUGGCGCUGGGAGUGGGCGUGCUGAGCAUGGAUGAGGCGAGAAAGGCAGUGGUGAGGGCGUACCCGCGCAGUGUUGUUGCCAGAUUGGCUUGGUAG
Molecule: messenger RNA, 3171 nt
Organism: Fimicolochytrium jonesii
Lineage: Eukaryota; Fungi; Chytridiomycota; Chytridiomycetes; Spizellomycetales; Powellomycetaceae
Product: calcium ATPase transmembrane domain M-containing protein
Exons: 5
Coding region: 1-3171 (1056 amino acids)
Biological process (GO): intracellular potassium ion homeostasis; proton transmembrane transport; sodium ion export across plasma membrane
Cellular component (GO): membrane
Molecular function (GO): ATP binding; ATP hydrolysis activity; P-type sodium:potassium-exchanging transporter activity
Source: RefSeq, a predicted model, not a curated record